AUGGUGAACACGGCGUCGGCCGGCGUGAACAAGGCGGCGGCGGCGGCGGCGCAGGGGGGUCACCGGGCGCUGCCGCUGGCGUCGCUGAACCACAUCUCCGUGGUGUGCCGGUCGCUGGAGAGCUCGCUCAGCUUCUACCGCGACGUCCUCGGCUUCAUCCAGAUCCGCCGCCCGGGCUCCUUCGACUUCGACGGCGCAUGGCUGUUCAACUUCGGCAUCGGCGUGCACCUGCUGCAGGCGGAGGACCUGGAGAGCCUGCCGCCCCAGAAGACGGAGAUCAACCCCAAGGACAAUCACAUCUCCUUCACCACGUGCGAGAGCAUGGAGGCGGUGCAGCGGCGGCUCAAGGAGCUGGGCAUCCGGUACGUGCAGCGGCGGGUGGAGGAGGGCGGCAUCCACGUCGACCAGAUCUUCUUCCACGACCCCGACGGCUUCAUGAUCGAGGUCUGCACCUGCGACAACCUCCCCGUCAUCCCGCUCGUCACGCACCUCGACGCCGCCGCCUCCUGCGCGCCGCCCGCGGUCGUCGCGCCCAGCUGCAAGAGGGUCUCCAACCAGCACCAGCAGCAGCUCAGCACCAUCGUCACGGCGGCCGUGCCCGAAGUCCCGCCAACGGCGGCCCCGGCGCCGCAGCAGUCCGUCGGCGGCGGCUGCGUCGGCGAGGUCGUCGACCCGGCGGCCAGCAUGUCCGCCAGCGCCAUGAUGACCUGCUCGGAGCACGCCUGCAUGCAGGUGUAA
Molecule: messenger RNA, 738 nt
Organism: Triticum turgidum subsp. durum (durum wheat)
Lineage: Eukaryota; Viridiplantae; Streptophyta; Magnoliopsida; Poales; Poaceae
Source: the annotation of a GenBank genome assembly